UGAACGGAAUUGACGUGCGACUUUAUUUGAAUGCUCGCCCUCGCUCUGCGCGCAUCUCUUCGCCGCCAUCGACUCCCCCUUCUCCUCAUACCACGCAUCAGCCGCGCACGGAACAUGUCGACACCCAGCGCUGAGUCGCUGAACCAAGAGAUCGCCCAGCAGAAGGCGCUGCUCGCCGACCUCCGCAAACAGCGGGCAGAUGCUGCGCUGCUUGACGAGGCAAAGAAGAAAUUGGCAGACCUUCAGAGGGCUCAAGCAGUCCUGCAAAAUGCGUCUGGUGCAAGGGACUCGGGAAAGAGGAAGGAGCGGAUGCUGCUCAAGACUCCAAAGGGCACACGCGACUAUGGCCCGAGCGAGAUGUUCUGUAGGGAACACAUCGAGCGCAUCGUCAAGGAAUGUUUCACCACAUACGGCGGCGGCUGCCUCGACACGCCCGUCUUCGAGCGCAAAGACAUCCUCGCCGGCAAGUACGGCGAGGACGCGAAGCUCAUCUUCGACUUGAUGGAUCAGGGAGGAGAGCAGCUGGCACUGCGAUAUGACCACACCGUCCCGCUCGCUCGAUACCUCGCUAUGAAUGGUGCCAUCAGCGCACAAGCGAAGCUCUGGCAGGUCGGGAAAGUGUACCGACGAGACAAUCCGGUGAUGUCGAAAGGGCGGAUGCGGGAGUUCUCACAAGCUGACUUUGACAUCGCGGGUGUAUGGGACCCCAUGAUACCCGACGCCGAACUUGUCAGCCUUCUAUGUACGAUCAUGACGCGACUCGACGUCGGCGAGUUUACGGUCAAGAUCAACCACCGAAAAAUCUUAGACGGCAUCUUUGAGGUCUGCGGCGUCCCAGAAGAAAAGAUCCGGACAAUCUCCUCUGCUGUUGACAAGCUGGACAAGCUUCCCUGGAUAGAGGUCAAGAAAGAAAUGACGGACGAGAAAGGCCUCGAUGCUGCUGUCGCUGAUAAAAUUGGAGAGUACGUGAAGCAUAAAGGCGGGCCUGAACUGCUUGCGCGACUCCGGGCAGACGAGGCUCUCAUGGCCAACGCUCACGCCAAACUCGGUAUCGAAGAAAUGGGCAUCCUCUUUACCUACCUCAAAUCCUACAAGGUCAUUGACAAGCUAUUAUUUGACCUCUCGCUAGCGCGAGGUCUAGACUACUACACUGGCAUCAUCUAUGAAGCCAUCGUUGAGGCAUCCGCACCGCCCGGGUUUACACCCGCCGAUGCCUUCCCCUCCUCCUGCACGCCCUCCUCCGCUCCCCCCGCUCCCGCUCCCAAGAAAAAGUCCAAAAAGGCCCCUGCGGACGAGGAAGAGGAAGAGAUCGACGAGUCGCAGGUCGGGGUCGGCUCGAUCGCCGCAGGUGGGCGGUACGACAACCUCGUGGGGCUGUUCACCGCGGCCGCGGCGGGAGAGGGGAAGAAGACCGCGGGGCUGCCGUGCGUCGGCGUGAGCUUCGGGCUCGAUCGCGUGUUUGCGCUCGUGUGGCCGAAGUGGGUCGCGAAGGGCAUGCGCAGCAAGGAGACGAUGGUGUAUGUCAUGGCGGCGGGCGACGGGCUGCUCGCGGAGCGCGUUGAGCUCGUGCAGGAGCUGCGCGCGGCGGGGAUCAAGACGGACUUCCUGUUCAAGAAAAAGCCGAAGCUCCCCGCGCAGUUUGCAGCGGGCGAGCGCGACGAGGUGCCGUUCGCAGUCAUCCUCGGUGGGGACGAGCUCAAGGAGGGCCUCGUCACGGUUAAGGAGCAGAAAUGGGAGCUCGUCGAUGAUAGGAAGGUCAAGAUCGAGUCGACAGACAAGGGCGUGAAGGUGAGACGGGACGAGUUGAUUGCCUGGCUCAAGGAGACCUCGACUUUUAAGGAAUGGGCGAGUGGCAAAUGGUGUUGAUAUCCAUAAGGUGCUGGUGACUGGCGUGGUUGGUUGGUCUGGGUGAUAUCAAUGUAUCUAUAGACGUGCUGCUACGCGCCAAUAGGUGGAAACAUGGCUAAUCGCGAUCAUCGAAUGAGUACGAGACG
This is a messenger RNA of Laetiporus sulphureus 93-53, 1994 nucleotides long. RefSeq names its product histidyl-tRNA synthetase. The transcript has 8 exons. Gene Ontology annotation, cellular component: mitochondrion. Gene Ontology annotation, biological process: mitochondrial translation. Lineage: Eukaryota; Fungi; Basidiomycota; Agaricomycetes; Polyporales; Laetiporaceae. The record is from RefSeq and is a predicted model, not a curated record. Bases 31 to 1866 code for a protein of 611 amino acids.